GAACUGUAUUCUUCUUCGGGUGGUUUCAUUCAUCUUAACAAUUGUUAAUCAACUGUUUUUCUUAUCUUUUACCAAUGAUUGUCUCAUAUAAGACAAUAUUUGUGCUGUUUCUAAUCAUCUAUACAAAUGUGAUUGCAUUGCCUACACAAGCAACAGAUGGUGAAAUUUCAACUACUCAAGUGACGACUAUAACUCCUGAGCAGAAUGAAUCAGUAACAAAAUCACCAUUACAAGAAACUUUGAUACAAAAGGAUACAUCUAAUAACAAUGUUGAUAUAACUCUACAAUAUAAAAAUUCUUUUUCACAAACUAACGAUUUAAGGACAGUAAAUAGUGAUUAUAUGCUAGAAGAUGUAAAUGAAAGCGAUACAGAUUUAAAUGAGUCAAUAUCACAUUUUUCUAACGUCGAAAUACUCAACACGGAUAUCGAAAGCACAAAUCUAUUUGAAAAUCAAACUGACAGCAAUUUUUAUAACGCAAAAAGUGAAGAGUUGUAUGAUUAUCAUGCAUUGAAUGAUAAUAGCACUUACUCCAGCGGUCCACAGUCUGGCACAGAAUCUCCAGAUCAUACUACAAUUACUGUGAAUGAAAUAUACGAAAACAGUAAGCAAGAAAUAGACGAUAACUUAACUGAGUCAGUUACCGAACUUCCUGAUAAUCAGACAUCAUUUGAUGAGAGUCAUUACGAGGAUUCAUUCAAUUUCUCUACUGUGCUUUAUGAUAAUUACCCAGAGGGUCAAAGUGAUACUUAUACAAAUGAUAACCAUGAAUUCAGUGAUAAUAGCAGUCACUCAAGCAGUCAACAGUCUGGCACAGAAUCUCCAGAUCACACUACAACUACUGUGGAUGAAAAAUACGAAAUCAGUAAGCAAGAAAUAGACGACAAUUUAACUGAGUCAGUUACCGAACUUCCUGAUAAUCAGACAUCAUUUGAUGAGAGUCAUGACGAGAAUUCAUUCAAUUUCUCUACUGUGCUUUAUGAUAAUUACUCAGAGGGUCAAAGUGAUACUUAUACAAAUGAUAACCAUGAAUUCAGUGAUAAUAGCAGUCACUCAAGCAGUCAACAGUCUGGCACAGAAUCUCCAGAUCAUACUACAAUUACUGUGGAUGAGGAGUGCAUAAAUAUGACUGAAACUGGAUCAGAUUUUCUUGAAAAAUGCGAAACCACUAUGCAGGAUAUAAACAACAAUUUAACUGAGUCAGUUACCGAACUUCCUGAUAAUCAGACAUCACUUGAUGAGAGUCAUGACGAGAAUUCAUUCAAUUUCUCUACUGUGCUUUAUGAUAAUUACCCAGAGGGUCAAAGAGAUAGUUACACAGAUGUAUUAGAAUUUACCGAAAGGAUGGUUGAAAACAAAACAUGGUUUGAUACAACUGCUCAAAAUACAAAAGAAUCGUUUCAAACAACACAACCUGUUAGUACUGUCACUCCAAAACUUUAUGACUUGAGUAUUUCGAAGAAAACCAAAAAAAUGAAUAAAAGUAGCGAUCAACCAUCAGAUAGUGAAGACAGUGAAGAUGACGAUGACGAUGAUGAUGAUGAUGAUGAUGAUGAUGACAAAGAAGAUACAGAUUAAAAGAUAACUUAAAAUAAACUUGAACUCCUCUUUUUACUACAUUUUUUGCCUAACAUUUGUGAAAAUAAGUAUAGACAAUUUCAUAAUCCCACCUACAUUUUGAUAUGUAGGAUAAAACAAACUAUUCACAUUGAUUGUAAAAGCACAUAAUAUCUGUUGAAUAUUCAUAUUAUUUUAUUGAAUUAAUCAUGAAUACUUUUUCUGAAAGUCACUGUUUAUGUAAAGUUAUAUUGUUUGUCAGUUAAAUGAUCUGUUACACCAUCUUGCCUGUUGGAACAAUUUAAUCCAAGUCAGUAGUUUUCGUAAAAAUAUGUAUUCUUGUAUGUCAGUAGAACUUCUAAACUAAAGAAAAUGUAUCUCAAAGAGCUUUGUUAUGGUUCCAGACUAAAGUCAUUGUGA
Molecule: messenger RNA, 1976 nt
Organism: Heterobilharzia americana
Lineage: Eukaryota; Metazoa; Platyhelminthes; Trematoda; Strigeidida; Schistosomatidae
Source: the annotation of a GenBank genome assembly